GUCACAUGUCAGUUAGUAAAUACCAUGAUCUUGCUAGUGCAAAUUUCGCAAGUGUUUUCUAAUUUUUUAACGCCGAGGGCUGAACAAGCCCAUUGUUUGUAAAAUACCGAAUUCUUUCAAGGACAACCUUAAGUAGUGAAUUGAGGGAAGCAAUAACGAAGAAACUCAAUUGAUUCGAUAGACAAUUGACUAAAUAAUGUUAUUAAUCUUGAGUGUGUUUGUAGCGGCGGUUAUAUUCUAGUGACUACGGUUAUAUUUAUAAAAUGGAAGAUGAAAUGAAACAAUUAAAGUCCCUGUUGCGGUCUCUAGUGGUAUCGAGCCCAACACAAAUGGAUGUGUGCAGUUUGCUUCGUGACUACCGCAACAUGGUUGGCGAGCCUGUUCCAAUCGCUAAGUUUGGUCACAAGGACCCAGUCGCAUUUUUACGAGAACGUUGCAACGAUUCCUUUCUGUUUACAGGUCCGCCAUCAAAUCCAGUACUCACUCUGAUUGUGCCAGAGACAUUAAAACACAUUGAUCAGUUUGUACAGAGACAAAAAGUACCAUCCACUUCGAAAUUUAAAUCAAAAAGAAGAAGUGUGCCAGAAGCUACAGUAGCCAGACCAACAAAGAAUAAUGUAUUUGAAUCAUUCGGGUCGAGAUCCACCCCCGCGCCCGCGCCCGCGCCCGCGUCGCAGCAGUCGGCGCCGCGCGCGCGCCCCGCACGGGGCAGCACGGAACCUGCCGCCGCUGGUCCCAACACUACGGUGACCAGUAAUGACGUCCAGAAUUUCUUGAAGAAGCGCAUACCGCUAUACAACGAUCUAUAUACUAUCGAAGACGUUAAAGAUGGAGCCGUAUCACUCGCCCUCGACAAUGAUGAACUAGAUUCUGGGAGACAUACUUCGUCUAGCAGCGCCAGUACGAAGGCUCGUCAGUUCGAGGAGCUCAAGUCCGAGAUAAUGGAGCUGAUCUCUGCGGCGCCCGGCGGCGUCUGGUGCACGGACCUCAUCCGACUCUACAGGGAGCGCUUCGAGCGCGAGCUGAACUUCAAGCGGUUCGGGUACAACAGCAUCCUCAGCGUGGCGUGCGCGCUGGAGCCCGCCCUCAGCAUCGCGCGCCCCGACCCCACCGGCGACUGGCUGCUGCCGCGCGCGCCCGCCGCGCCCGCGCCCGCGCCCGACCCCGACGACGCCUUGCCGGGCAUCGACUUUGACCCGGACGUGUUCCCGGAGGACUGCGUGAGCUACUCGGAGAGCAUCCCGGCGCUGCCGCUACACGACUGCGUGCCCGGCGCCAUGCUCGAGGUCAUCGUGGGCGAGGUCUACUCGCCCUCGCACUUCUGGCUCAUCCGCCUCGGCCAGCAGUACAACAUCGCCAUGGAGGACAUGAUGGACGACAUGACGCGGUACUACAACGGCGCGGGCGCGGCGCGGGCGCUGGCGCGGGGCGCCGUGCGCGUCGGCCACUACUGCAGCUCGCUCUACGAGAACGACUGGCAUCGCUCGCUCAUCGUCAAGAUCCUCGACAGCGACACCGUCAAGGUGCGGCACGUGGACUACGGCACGGUGGACACGGUGCGCGUGGCGGCGCUGCGGCCGCUGCGGCGCUGCUGGGCCGCGCUGCCGGCGCAGGCCGUCAUUUAACGGGCGGCGUGUGGCAGGUGCGCGGGCCGGCGCUGGCCGCCGCCCGCCGCGCUGCACUUCCUGCGCCUGGUGCAGGACACGCGCUUCGUGGCCAACGUCGUGGCGCGGGACCUGCAGGUACGCUCCCACUGGACCAGGACACAUCACCGUGUUGCAAACGACGAUGCAGUGUACAGCAGUAACCCUGAAUUGAUUAAAAUACUGUAUAUGUGGCGAGGUACACACAGUACAUCCCGAAUUCAAUAAUUGUUAAGUCAUAGUGAUGUAACGUGUCAUAAUUUUGACGACGAUAUUCACGAAUGCGAAUUGCUUUAGAGUAUAUGGCUUUAUCUUAAACAAGCCCGAGCAACCUCAUUUUUGAGCGCCAUUUCAUAGUAUUCGGAAUCAAGGUUUAAAAUUUCAAGUUUUUUGGAGCUUAUAGAAAAAUAGCAAAUCGUUCAAAUGAAAAUUAAUCAGAAAUAUUGAAAAAGAAAUAGAAAAACUUAAAUACCAAUAUUAUAUCAUGCAAUAAAAAAUGGAGUGACAUCGGUCCAUUGAUUAGGUUCACAGAUUACUGCAAAAACAUCAUAAUACACUAGUUUGUACCUCUAUAAAUCGUUAUUCUUAGAACAGCUAUAUCUCAAAAACGGCUAAUCCUAGAAAAAUAAUUGUAGACAAUUUUCAGACCUUCAGUUUUGCUUUCGUACGAUAAAACUUAUCAAUUUUGAGAAAAAAUAAUCUUAUUUUUUUUAGUUUUGACCAAAAUCACUAAUGAAACGAACUCAUGAGAUCUAUGGAGACUUGAAAUUUUAUUAAAAAAUAAAAGGUAUCCUAUGUGUUAUUCUAACUAGAGCAUCUAUCCAUUUUCCA
This is a messenger RNA of Spodoptera litura, 2474 nucleotides long. The record is from RefSeq and is a predicted model, not a curated record. Lineage: Eukaryota; Metazoa; Arthropoda; Insecta; Lepidoptera; Noctuidae.